Drosophila mojavensis is the source of this 5575-nucleotide messenger RNA. RefSeq lists its product as uncharacterized. The record is from RefSeq and is a predicted model, not a curated record. The transcript has 6 exons. NCBI's taxonomy places the organism in Eukaryota, Metazoa, Arthropoda, Insecta, Diptera, Drosophilidae. Gene Ontology annotation, cellular component: nucleus; transcription regulator complex. Bases 339 to 5033 code for a protein of 1564 amino acids. Gene Ontology annotation, biological process: regulation of transcription by RNA polymerase II.
UUGAAUUAUUCUCUGCGCGCAAUACUCUUAGACGCAAACCGCAAAGUAGCAAACGGGACUUUUGUUGGCAGUCAGCAUCAUUUAAUCUAAUAUUCGAAUACCAUGUGUUGAUUUACAAUAUUCGUAUAUAUUCUCUCCAUUCCGGGCAUCACGGAGCAGCAGUCUCAUGCGUGGCUCAAUUGACAACCGGGCAGCAUGACAUUAGGAAUCGCACAUUUAUGUGUUUAUUUGUUUAUUUUAUUUCGCUCUUAUUUCUAUUGUUGUUUGAUCAAGCAACGCGAUUUGUUGGCGCGGUGUACUUAACAAAUUGUAAUUGUUGUAUAUAAACAACUAUUGAAAUGCCAGCUGCAUCGACUCCAAAAGUUGCGAAUGCUGAAUCAAGUCCGUUGGAGAUUUUGGACGAUGACGAAGCGAAGCCAACACUGGUUCUCAACGAAGACACCGGGGAAUUGGUCAUAAGUCCCGCAACAACGAGAACGCCGAGCAACAGCGUCGACACCUCUUCUAGCCAAACGUUCGCCUAUAAUCUGGGAACAUAUCUGGCGGAGCGACGCCUCAUUCGGCUGGUGAGAAAGAGAUCGGCGCUCUAUAACCGACACCAUCGGCGCUUCAGAGAUGAUGUGUUCAAGGAGCAGCUGUGGCAGGACAUUGCACGGAAGAUGUCAGUGGAGAUUAACAAAUGCAUCAGUACUUGGGCAGAGUUGCGCUACAAAUAUCAGCGGCAUGUGCGUCGUCUGCGCAGCUAUCGCCGGCAGGUGCAGGCGUGUCGCAGUCGGGCGCGUCCACGUCCCAUCAUGCUGCACGAGGAGGAACUGAUCUUUCUGUACACGCAUGUGGCCCAGUUUCCGCUGCAGUCCAAGAGGCGCAACAGUCGACCUCCAUUGGAUGUGUCGAGUGGGACCGACGAUGUCACCAUCGUGAAUACACAGCCACCCAUCAUAGACGUAGACGCGGAAUAUUCGGAUCAGUAUAACAUAAGCCCGGAUCAGCAGCGUCUAAUUGAAGCCGUGCGCGCCUAUCCUCAGCUCUACGACACUGAGCACGACGACUACGAGAACUAUCAUCAUCGCGGCCUCAUUUGGAGCGCCAUCUCCAAUGAGCUGCGCGAGAAGGCGACCAAGCUGAUGAAGAUCUGGCUGCACCUACAGACGCGCUACGAGUGGGAGCUGCUGCAAUCCAAUAACAGCAGCAGCAGCGAUAGAUCCCAGUUGUUGACGCAGCUCAACUUUCUCGAACCGCACAUUCGGCAAACACCCAACACGGUAUGCAAGCUGUCGCUGUAUUUGAAGGACGGCUGGUUCGAUCCCAUCGAUCACUUUCGGACUAUUGUCAAUCUGAUAAAUGUGCUCAAAACGGUGCCGGAAUUCCCACAAUUGCUAGAGGAUAAGCAGGACAUGGCCGCACAGGACACUACCAGCUACAAGGAACUCUGGUCGCGUGUUGCGGCCCAAGUGAAGUGCAGCAGUCAGCGCUGCGAGGUCACCUGGCUGGUGCUGCGCAACUUCUACCUGGAGCUGGCCGAGAUGCGCAAAGUUGGCUAUCAGCUGCAGGACAAAUGGUUCUUUGAGAACAUCAUUGGCUGCCUCUACAAGCUGCUGACUUCGCGCUCGGUGCGUUAUGCCCAAAAGCAUGCCGUCAAUAAUGUGCCCAAAGUCGCAUCGCAAACCAAGCCAAACCCACCGCAAGACAAGACCCCAGUGACGGUGCGUGAUGUGGGUACCACUGAGACGACCCCGGCGGUGGCACCGCUGGUGACACCACUGCCCCUGGGCAUUAACUACCCGCCUGCCUCGCGACAGCCAAACAUCACCAUCUCUGCUAUACCCAAGAACAGCAGCAGCAGCAGCAGCAGCAAAUCCACCAACACCAUCUUCAGCGCCACCAACAGCAAUUCCAGCAACAGCACCACUGGCACCACCAGGACUACCAGCACCAUUACCACUGCCAGCAACACCAGCAUCAAUGCUAACAGCAGCAGUGGUGCAGUUGGCACCACCGGCUAUACCUUGCCCUACAUUUCGGCAGCCAUUACUGUGAUUCCUAAGACACGGCCGACUGCCGCAGCGACUGCAGCGCCGCCGACUGCAGCGCCGCCUGUGGUAACUGUUACCAAGUCCACAUAUAUGGACACGCUGCCCAAUCCUCUGGCAUUGCCCAUACUGGCCACUGUCCAGCUGGCCACACGGCCCAGCGUGCCCAGUUCGUCCAGUGCGAGACUUAUUCCAGCACGCAGUGGUCUGCAGGUGACGGUUAGACCCAAAACGAGUCUACCUCUAUCGCCGUCCGUUAUUGGCAGCACCAGCACAAACAAUCUCACCGGCAAUAGCAUUGGUGGCGCCAUUAUACGCGCUAUCCCAGCUGCUUCAUCUGCAUCAGCUGUCCCAGCAGCUCCAAUUGUUUUAGCUGCUCCAACUGCUUCUGCAGCUUUAACUGCUCCAGCGGCACGAGCUCUUCUAGCUGCUCCAACUGCUCCAGCGGCUCGAACCAUUCUAGCUGCUCCAACGGUCUUAGCUGCUUCAGCGGCUCGAGCUGCUCUAGCUUCUCCAACUGCAUCAGCUGUCUUAACUGCUCCAGCUGCUCCAACUGUUCUAGCUGCUCCAGCUGCUAGUGCUAUGAUGCCGCCCAUAGCCGCCCAGGAGCCGGUGGCCAUUGCAGAGGUGACACCGCCUUUGCCCAAGCUACGGCCGAUGGACGUGCUCAGGAACAAGACAAUUUGGUCGUCGAAGGGCGCCGCAUCGAUGCCAAUGCCCAAGCUGACACCAACAACGUUUGCCAAGAUGCCACCCAAUGAAAUAUGCGGAAAUCCGGCUCUAUCCGGAAACGUCAUCAGCAGUAGCAGCAGCAUGACCAAGUUGGUUGCCCCUUCGUCGACUUUGAUGCCCAGCAUAAGCAUCAGCUGCAGUGCAUCAAGAGUGAGCGCCCGUAUGGAACCAACUUGGGUUCCCCCCUUGGUGCCCAGCAACGCACCGUGUACUCCAUUGGGAGUGAGCGUCAGUAUGGCCAAUUCAGUGCCGCCGUCGACUUCAUCCAUGCUCACCAAUGCCAUCAGCAUAUCCAGCAGAGGGAGAACAGAACCAUCUGGUGUUCCCCCCUUGGUGCCCAGCAACGCGGCCACAAUUCCCAGAAAUCCGAAAGUGGCCAAGACAGUCCCGCCGUGCCCUUCAACGAUGCUUAGCAAUGCCAUCAGAUCUGGAGUUCGAACCUCGGUGCCCAGCGAUCCCUCCAACAUUCCCAGUAAAUCAUCAAGUGUGAGCACCAUCAGCAUGGCUAAGGCGGCUAAGGUGACUGCAUGCCCAUCAAAUUUGACGCCGUCGGAAGCGGAAAUGAAAGUUGAGAUACGCAACCAUCCGACCAUGGGACCCGUCAUCUAUGCCGAGGGCCCCGCCGUACCCUUUUUACCCAAUCUGACCAUGGCACGCACUGCAUUCUUUAUCCGCGAGGUGAUGGCCAUACCGCAACUCCACAGCACGGAUCCCGAUGUGAUGCUCAAAAGUUCCCUGUACUGGCAGCAUCUAUCCAGAAAGUUUCACAUGCCAGAGCAAAUGUGUCGCGGCAUAUGGCGCUUCUUGGCGGCGAACAUUAGUCUGUUCCCGGAGAUAGCGCCCAUGUCGAAUCUGAUGAGUCCAUUCAAAGGGAGCUUGAAGACGUGGGAGAGGUCGAAUCGAUUGUUUAGUAAAUUUGACGAGAUUGCACGUAAAUAUGAAUGGAUGCAAUACAAAGACAAGCUGCCGGCCCUGAUGCAGUUCUUCGGCGGGUAUGAGCAUCUGUACUGGGAUCUGCGACGACCACGGCCGGGAGAGGACAGUCAGGCCGUACAGCAGCCGCCACGUUCACUUACCGAACAGGAGCGGCAGGAGGUGUGGCAAUUGGCACGCGAACGUUUUCCACACAUAAAUCAUCGCGACGUUUGGGCCAUGUUUAAAUUUGCCUUCAAAACGUAUAUGGAGGACUUGGAGCGUGGCAUUGAGAAUCCCUGGCCGCAGAACUGGUGGCAUGCCUUGGAGCAGCUGAAAUAUUUAGUGAAUAUGCGCUAUCAUCCCUUGGAGCCCUUCUACUACAUUGUGCACAACAAGUUCAUGGAGGAGGUGAAGCGCUGCAGCAUGUACGAAGCGUUAAUGCAAUCAAAUUCUUCCGGCAGUGUGAUUAGUUCAUUGGCCAACAUUUCGCCCAUGCCGUGGGAGACGGCCGAGGCCAAGGAGCUGUUUGCCAUGCAGAAACAACAAAGGCAGCAAAAACAGCAGCAGCAGCAGGAGCAGAAGCAGCAGCAGCAGAAGCCGAAGCAGCAGGAGCAGGAGCAGCCGCAGCAGGAGCAGGAGCAAGUAAAGAAGACACUGCCCCAGCUCCAGCCGCUGGAUAUACAGCAGCCGGCCUUGACUGAAGUGUGCACGUUCAGCCAGAGUUUGCCCAGCAUCGAUGCGUUUCAGCUGAGCCGCCUGAUGCUCUGUUAUCCGCAUACCUAUAGCCAAUCCAGCACCAUAGAGAAGCGAAGAGCCUGGCUGAAAGUUGCCAAUGAACUCAACACCUCAGUUACCGAGUGCCGACUGUGCCUGCAGCAUGCGGUGCUAGAUAUGCGGCUGAUAAAGCUGGGCGAUCCGAAAUAUCGCUGCUUGCUGUCGCAUAAGUAUUAUCGUCACUUGGACGAGAUUUACAACCAGGUCAAGGCGGGCGGCCCACAGAUGAAAAUGCCGAUACCAAAAACCAUAAGCCAAAUUGUAUUGGAGUCCACCGACAGAGUAUAUCCGACGCGCUUUCUGCCCGAGAUCAAUAUGGCUGUGUGCAAGCCCAGUCUGGUGGUCAAGAACUGGGCAUAUGCGGCCAUCAAUUUGCCGUACGCCAAUCAGAGCUCAUUGCGCACACGUCUGAAGCAUAUCUUUGAAAAAUAUGCAAAUUUGGCGGGCAUCAAGUGGCCAGUCCAGUGCAGCAAUGGUGCACCAAAACUUCGGCAAAAGCAGCAGAGCGCGCAGCAGGAGCAGGAACAGGAGGAGAGGUUCCUGCUAGAGCAGCCCAACCCGAAAAGACCUAGGCAGAAGUGAAACAUAUAGACUACUAUAAAUGCUAAGCAUAGUUAUAUAAGAUAUGUAUGUGAAUAUAGAAGCUUGGGCAUCAUGUUCCAGCUAUUCCAGCUGGAAUACAAUCCUCGCCCAACCUAAGCAACUAUCAGGCAUCACGAAAGCCACUUGCAAUCUCUGUGAAUUAUAGAUGUACUAUAAAUAAGGAAUAAUAUUUACGAGAGAAGAUAUCAAAUAUGUGCAUAUACAUAUAUAAAAAGAUAUGGAGAUAUAUAUAUAUGUAUAUAAAGAGAGAAAAUAAGAGAGAGAGCGCGAUUAUGAUUUUAUUUUUUUUUUAUAUUUUUUUUUUUUUUUGGAAUGACUCAUUGAAUUUAACUAAAUACUAUUAUUUCCGAGAGAAGAUAUCAAAUAUGUAUAUACAAAUAUUUUUAGAUAUAUAUUAAGAGAAAGACGUUAUAAAUUGUUUAACAAUUUUAAAUUGGAAUGACUCAUUAAAUAUUUUUAACUACUUUUAUUGGAUUACAAUGAAAUAUUUGAUAUGAAAUAAACGGUAAAUGUUUUUGUGA